Messenger RNA from Diabrotica virgifera virgifera (western corn rootworm), 6659 nucleotides. It is a transcript of the gene ogre, whose product is annotated as innexin inx1. Gene Ontology annotation, cellular component: plasma membrane; gap junction. The coding region runs from base 197 to 1273 and encodes 358 amino acids. The record is from RefSeq and is a predicted model, not a curated record. Gene Ontology annotation, molecular function: gap junction channel activity. NCBI's taxonomy places the organism in Eukaryota, Metazoa, Arthropoda, Insecta, Coleoptera, Chrysomelidae. The transcript is spliced from 4 exons.
GGAACGUCAGUAGCUACUGGUUCAACAGCGAGAAAUGAUCGUAUUGUAUCUAACUAAAUAAUCAUUGAAACAACGUUGUGUUGUGUUUUAAAAUGCUCCAAGAGCUGUCGUUGACAAGAAAACGGUAGUUCGAUAUAGGAAAAUCCACGUCAAGUGUUCGUAAAAUGCUCUAAAGUGAUAUAUACACUGCCCGAAAAUGUAUAAGCUUCUAGGAGGACUAGCCAAUUACUUCAAAUACCAGGAAAUAGUGACGGAUUGUGCAAUUUUCCGCAUGCACAAUAUCUUUACGUGUGCCUUAUUGAGUGCAUGCAGUUUGAUAGUGACCGCCAAUCAAUUUGUAGGGAAUCCCAUACAGUGCAUAGUCGAUGGCCUUCCCAAUCAUGUCGUCAACACCUACUGCUGGAUAUCUUCCACCUUCACCAUGCCUGACGCCUUCCAGAGACAGGUCGGAUACGAGGUGGCUCAUCCUGGAGUGGCCAACGAUUUUGGCGAAAACAGCGCCCAAAAGUACUACCCCUACUACCAGUGGGUCUGUUUCGUGCUGUUCUUCCAGGCCAUAGCGUGUUAUACACCGAAAAUAUUAUGGGACAUGUCAGAAAACAACCUGAUGAGGACCUUGGUCAUGGGACUGAACAUCGGAGUGUGCCAAGAGAAAGAGAAGAACGCCAAAAAAGAAAUAAUUUUAGGAUACUUGAUGGAUCACGUCAAGAGACACAACUUCUAUGCCCUCCGCUACUGGGGCUGCGAGUGCCUAUGCCUCAUCAACAUCGUAGCGCAGCUCUUCAUCAUGAACAGGUUCUUCGACGGAGAAUUCCUCUCCUACGGAUGGAGGGUGAUGAAAUUCUCCGAGUUGUCUCAAGAAGAUCGCGUGGAUCCAAUGGUGUACGUCUUCCCUAGAGUCACCAAGUGCAUCUUCCACAAAUACGGUCCCACAGGAACCAUCCAGAAGCACGACAGUUUGUGCGUCCUUCCCCUAAAUAUAGUCAACGAGAAAACUUAUAUUUUUAUAUGGUUCUGGUUUAUGAUCUUGGCGACCAUGUUGACGUUCUUGGUUCUCUACAGGAUACUAAUCAUCGCUUAUCCCAAAAUUAGACCGAGGAUUCUUCACGCCAAGAACAGAGCUAUUCCGAUCGAAGUCUGCAAGGCCCUCUGCAACAAGAUCGACAUAGGAGACUGGUGGAUCAUGAUGAUGUUAGGAACCAACAUGGAUUCCCUCAUCUAUAGAGAAAUUAUUUCGGAACUGGUGAAGAAGAUCGACACUAAGGGAGGUUGAUGGAAUCUAAAUAGCGUAGAUUUUUGUAAAUAAUUUCGUAAUGAAGGGACUUAGUGAAAGUAUUAAUUAGAACAUUUGUUCAGUGAAGUAUUUUUUAUAUAAGAAAUCGAAUUGAAACUAUUACAACAAAAUUUAUUUAUUAUUUCGGGGAUAAAUAGUAUAGACAAAUCAGAAUAACUAUUUGAUCAAGUAUCAAUUAGCAGCUCAAUUAUUUUUAUAAGUAUAUUUUCCAAAAUAUUUGGAGAUUUACACCUAUAUCAGAAAAAUAACUUUGCAAGAUGGUUACUCACAUGUCUGAAGAACAUUUGGAAUUAUACGUCUUUAAUACUAUUUGUCUCAUUUUCGACACAGACGGAUCAGAAAGAGUAUAUGUCAUCGCAGCUCACUUAUUUACUGAUGAAGUAAAAAAUUUGGAAAAGUACGCUUAUAUGUAAGAUUUGUCUUAUUUCUGAGAUAAACAGUAUAAAUAACUUGGUAAUAUGAAUCUCCUAAUAACUAAUAAUAUACAGAUUUUUGAUAAAAAUUAUGUGGCUCAUAUCAGCCAGUCACUCAGAAAAGUAUCUUUAUAAAAUAACAGCACAAUAACUUAUCUCAUAUGUUAUAUUCACAAUAAUACCUCAUUUUUGAGACAUGGACCAGAAGAAGAAUUUGAUACAUUAUGUCAUCGCAGCUCAGUAAUCUACUGAAGAAAUAAAAUAUUUGGAAUGGCCAUAUUAUAUAAGAUUUGUUUUAUUUAUGAGACGAAUAGUAUAAAUAGAUCAGAAAUUUGACUUGAAAUGAAAAUCACAUCAUGAAAUUUGGAAUUCGCCAAGUUCAUAGACUCCAAAUAUCUAACAAAUGCCAAUAAAUUUGCUAGUUUUUUGUUUCUCUUUUUGUUCUUUAUACAACAAAAAAGAAUAAAGAAAAAUCAACACCAUGUUACUUUUUUGGUCUUUGUGAAGUAAUCAAUAAUGAAAUCUAUGUACAGAUAUUACUAUUUUUCACUGUAAAAUUCUUAAUAAUGACAGUUUCAUUUGACACUUAUUUGGGUCAAAUCUAAUAAUUUUUCUUCUUACUCUUGAAAUAAUUUAGAAUGACAAUAACAUAGUAUUUCUUAUAUCAUACCUCCGAUGUAUAUAAAACGUUAAUGUGUUCGUUUUGCAUAUUUUCAUAAGUGAUUCGUUAAUUUUUAACGAUGAUACAUUCCUACAAAGUUAUGGUUUUUCAUAUUAUUGUUAAUAAAAAUGUGGUCAAUUAUCAAAGACUUAAUGUAUACAAUAAUGUGGUUAUAGCAAUAAUCGUAGUCUACUUAGAAUCGAUGGAUUUUUUACGAAAUCGUUUUUGUAUUAGAUAAAAAUGUAUGAGCAGGGUUAUCCAGGUCUAGAAUUAUUAAACACUUUUCAUAGAAUAAGAUUUUUGUGAUAGGUACCCGAAUGGAUAAGUAUAGUCUAUAUUAAAAUGCACAAAGUUCUAUUUGGUAAUGUUCUAGUUGCUUAAAAAGAGAACAAAUUUCAGACAAUCGUCCUUGCAUAUAGAUCAUUAUAAAUGACAUACAAUUUCCUGUUGCAUUUUACGACAGACUAUACCUAAUAAUACUAUUAUUAUAUAAAAUUGUGAUUGAAUGUUACAUGUAUUUUUUAUUGCAUCCUCUCCAGUGUUUAUAAUUACUUGCUAGAUAAUAAUUUUUAUUAAUUGUAAUCGUUUUAUUUAUUACGUAGUGGCGUUUGUCAAAAGAUCUUUGAAGUAGUUAUAAUUUCUUUUUUUUUUGUAUAAAUUGAAUAUAAACUCCCGUUCUUAAAAACCUGACUUAAAUAAUAUACCAGGUGUACACUUUUAUAUUUUCCCCCAUUUUAACUGCCUAUAACUUCUAAACUGCUCAAGAUAGAAAUAUGCGGUUUUCGCUGAAAUUUUAGUAAAAGUUUUGUUUGAAUGAAUUGAAUUUUUUAUAUCGCUUUCAAUUACGAAAAAAAAUGGCGGUUUUUUGAAACAAACGUUGUUUGCCUUUUCUUAAUGGAACACCCAGUAUAUUUUUUUGUAAAUUGAAAGAACGGUCAUUCAACUAUCCAGCGAUAUAAAGUUUUUUAAAAUCGGUUGUUAAAUGACUGAGUAAUUAAUUUUUAAAAUGAGAGGUGCAACGUGGAUAUGAUAUAACUAAAUAACAUAAAUGAAACUAAGCAAAUUGAUAUUAUAGGUCUGGAUCCCGCGUAUGAAAAAAAAGUUGAUUAAUAACAAGCUGAAAAUUUGUUAAUAGCUUAAGGGUGUCUAGUCGAAUAAACUUUGAUAUAUGGGAACACUGAAACAGGAGCAGUUUUAAUUGUGGAACAGGUUAAAAAUUUGGAACGGUCACAGCACGAAAACGGCACAUUUAUUUUGUCCGACAGAACAGACUUAAACUCUCCGAACAGAGAUUAAACUCUCAUGAAAAAAUCAGACUGCUAUUUAUUACCUGUCGUAAUUCCUGUCAUUUGACAUAUUCUACAUGUUCCACUCAUUAAAACGCCCAUUUGGUGAUAAAUAGCAAUCUGAUUUUUGCAUGAGAGUUUAAUCUCUGUUCGAAGAGUUUAAGUCUGUUCUGUCGGACAAAAUAAAUGUGCAGUUUUCGUGCUGUGACCGUUCCAAAUUUUUAACCUGUUCCACAAUUAAAACUGCCCCUGUUCCAGUGUUCACACAUAUCAAUGUUUAUUCGACUAGACACCCUUAAGCUAUUAACAAAUUUUCAGCUUGCUAUUAAUCAACUUUUUUUCAUACGCGGGGUCCAGACCUAUUAUGUUAUGUGAUUUCCACAUUGCAUCUCUCAUUUUAAAAAUUACGUACUCGGUCAUUUGACAACCGACUUUAAAAAAAAUUUAUAUCGUUGGAUAGGUGAAUGACCGUUCGUUCAAUUUACAAAAAAAAAAUAUACUGUGUGUUUCAUUAAAAAAGUCGUUUUUUUUCAAAAAUCCGCCAUUUUUUUCGUAAUUGAAAGCGAUAUAAAAAAUUCAAUCCAUUCAAACAAAACUUUUACUAAAAUAAAACAUUUCAGCGAAAACCGCAUAUUUCUAUCUGGAGCCGUUUAGAAGUUAUAGGCAGUUAAAAUGGGGGAAAAUAUAAGUGGACUAUAUGGAGAAUAUAAAGUGGUAUUAAAAUUCUUCUUCUUUGUGUACCAUGUCCUUUCAGAGCGUUGGUUACCAUCAUAGCUAUGUAAAUUUUAUUUACUACCAUCCUAAAUAUCUUGCUUGUAUCAAUACCAUACCAAUUUCACAAGUUCUUCAACCAUGCAGUUCUUCUUCGUCCUGGACUGCGUUUGCCGGUCAUUUUCCCUUGCAUAAUAUUUUGUAGCAACCUAUAUUUGGGACCUUUUACUACAUGUCCGAAAUACUCUAGCUUUCUUUUGUAAGGACAUAAUAUAGGAUAUAUUUAACUAUAUUGAGAAGAAUAAUUUUUUUUCUUAAAAUCUCACUUUCCUAUUUCAUGAAUUAUUAUUUAAAAGGGUUCUUUUUCACGAUUUAAGCCACUUUGUAUCAAGGUAAUUAAAAAUAAGCUUUCCAAAACACCUUUCAAGCUGGUAACAUGUUCCCACUGUAUAAGUUUUUAUGGAAUCGGUGAACAAACAAUUGGCAGCAAGAUAUAAUACUUAAAAACAACUGUACAAGGAUCUAUUGACAACAUAAUCGUAUUUUACAUUUAAUUUUGUCAUCUCGAACUGUUAUUUUUCUCUCUACAAUCCGUUUUUACUCGAAUAUAAAAUGUUUUAUGUACAAAAAACUGUGAUCGUUACGAAGAAAAUUGCAUACCAGGGUAUAUCGCUGAAUGGGAGAGUUUUACAAUGUUUCUGUUACGUUUUUUCUUGAACACAGAAUUAUCUUUGAAUUCUUCUAUAUUUUGUGUAUUAUAAGUUUUGCAGAUUUACAUUAAAAAAUUACUUACUAAUGGAUUGCGUCAAUUGAUUCUAAUUACUUAUAUUUCAUUCUAGUUACAUAUUUCCACAAUAUCAAUGCCCACAAGCCAUAACAUGAUUAACAAAUUCGCCUCGAUGUAUAUCGGGGCAGUGCCUAUCUCGGCCCAAGAAACAGGUAGGUCUUUUAAAAAUAAUGUCCCAAGUCGGCGCAAAGAUAUACCAGCUCGGCUCGUGGGAUAUUAAUUGUUACUAUCAAAUAAUUUUACAUCUCAAUGGAAAAAAAUACAUUUAUAGAAUAACUUUAUUAAAUAGAUAUAAUUAUCUAUAUGUAUAAUUAUCCAUAGCCCAAUAAAAAUAAAAACUAAUCGUUUUGUCCUAAAAAAAAACUAAUUGUCGUACUGUGUUUUGUAAUUGUAAUAUUUUCUCCACUUGUUUUGCUGAAAGAUUUGCAAUUAACACCUAACACAUGUUUACUUUGUUUCACCUGAAGCUAAUUUUCGUUUUUGUUCUUUAAAUUUAUAACGUUCACACAAUAAUAAUUUUCCUCUUUGACUAAACAUUUCACUUAUACUGGCCUUUAAAGAUGUCAUUAUACUCUAUUUUGUCUGAAUACUGAAUUAGUAGUUAAUUGAAAGAUAAAUUGAUUCCACUACGAGGUGUCAAGCGAGUAACAUCGGUCUGUAUUUUGUCGUACUUUGUAAAACAUAGUGCAAAAACAGUGACGUUGGUGUAUCUUCAACUAGAAAUAAUAAUUGUUUUUGACUACAUGAACAGUGUCUUAGCAGAUACCUAAACAGUCAAUAUGUCUCAAACAUCUAACCAAGCUUUAUCCUAUGUAUCAGUAGCGAAAUCGAUUCCACGGCCAACAUGUCCAACCAAGAGAAACUGUUUCUUAAAUUCGUAAAGAACACAAAAUUUCUGUACAAUAUUGAACAAAGGGGUAUUGAAGGUAGGAUAUUGUUCUAUGUUAAUAAGAAAUUUUCCCUAAUCUAUAAUUCCAAGAUAAAAUUAUUAUUAUACCUACUAAUGGGGUACUAAGCCCUACCUGUUAAUCUUCGAGCCGACCUGUGACGUUUUUAAAAUGUACCUGGGGUAUCAUAAAGGACUAAAGGGUUAUAGUGAGCCGAGAUGGGAAAACCCCAUCUAUAUAACCUUUUCAGAAAAAAUGGCGCGCCAUAUUUUCAUUUUUAAGUGUUUGAAGUAAAAUAUGGUAUUAUUUAUAAAUAUAAAUCUUGCGAUAGUGGAUGCGUGUUUGUAUCACUUUGAAGAUAAUUCUUUGUACAAGAAUCAAACAAGAACUGGCAUUUGACUUCUUGGUGACUUACCCUCUUCACCAGCUGUGUUUUAUUGUACAGAUUUUAUAGGAUUUUUUAAGUGUCGUACCCACAUUAAAAACUUUUUGACAUUUUUACACUAAAUGUGACGCUUUUAUGAUACGUAAGAUCUUUUAGACUGUAAGAUUUAGGGCGUAAGUAUGUAAGUUUUAUAAUUAAUAGCGAAAAAUGGAUAAAUAUAUUUUUAAGAAAAGAA